This is a messenger RNA of Dermacentor andersoni, 942 nucleotides long. The record is from RefSeq and is a predicted model, not a curated record. Lineage: Eukaryota; Metazoa; Arthropoda; Arachnida; Ixodida; Ixodidae.
AUGAGGGUUCAGUCUGGAUCGACUGUUGGGACUAGCACGCUAAUCGUCGUGGCAUGUAACGGAAUACUGCUCUGCGGCGGGAACACGAUAGAGGCCUUCCGUAAGGCGGGUGUGUCCUUCUGGGACACUAGAACCACCUCAAGUGUAAAUGUCCUUCGUGAUAACAAGAUGACGCCUCUGCUCGUUGAAUAUUCGGAUCUUUUCGAGAAGAAACUUGGCUGUUGCAAGGGCCCCCCUGUGCAAUUACACCUCAAAGAAGGAGCCCGCCCACGUUUCUGUAAGGCACGUACAGUGCCUUAUGCCAUGCACUCCAAAGUUUCGGCCGAGAUCGACCGUCUUGUGCAAGACGGAGUGCUUUCGCCGAUAAGCAUUUCAAAUUGGGCAACACCGGUGGUUCCGGUAGCAAAAAAGAACGGCGAUAUACGAUUGUGCGGCGACUUCAAGUUAACAGUCAACCCGGCGUCUCACUUGGAACAGCAUCCCCUGCCCAAAGUUGUAGACAUAUUUGCGGCGCUUUCGGGAGGCAAAGUCUUCAGCACUCUGGACCUACGCAACGCGUACAAUCAGCUGCCGCUGGACGACGAAGCCAGAAAGACGGCGGUACUCAACACACACCGGGGCCUUUACUGCUACAAUCGCCUAGCAUUUGGAAUUGCUUCAGCCCCCGCCUUGUUCCAGCGACGCAUGGAAUCGAUUUUGCAAGGUUUGCUGAAUGUUCAAGUGUACCUCGACGACAUCAUUGUGGCGGAAAAGGAAAACGACACAUCGGUACUGCGGCAGGUGUUUCAGCGGCUUCGUGAACACAACCUGAAGUUGAACAAAGCGAAGUGCCGGUUUAGGGAAGCACAAGUGUCGUUUCUGGGGCACCGCAUCAAUGCCAAAGGUCUUCAUCCUCUGCAAGAUAACCUCGAGGCGGUACUGACCGCUCCGAAGGCCAGCUGA